Cucumis sativus (cucumber) is the source of this 940-nucleotide messenger RNA. RefSeq lists its product as uncharacterized. The record is from RefSeq and is a predicted model, not a curated record. Gene Ontology annotation, cellular component: nucleus. The coding region runs from base 47 to 940 and encodes 297 amino acids. Lineage: Eukaryota; Viridiplantae; Streptophyta; Magnoliopsida; Cucurbitales; Cucurbitaceae. The transcript has 2 exons. Gene Ontology annotation, biological process: positive regulation of transcription by RNA polymerase II. Gene Ontology annotation, molecular function: histone binding; ATP hydrolysis activity; chromatin binding.
AUUCCAUUCUUACAACUUCCUCGAGAAAUAAGACAUUUCUUUCAAAAUGAUGUAUCGAAUUGUAAAAUGUUGUGAGCUCGAGCACACAAAAUACCUCGAUUCUCCAUUCAGAUAUGAUGAUGGGACUUCCGACCACAAUCUCGUCAUCCAUCAAUCUGCAGCUAAACUAUCCAAUGACCUGCUGAAAUUACUUGUUCUAUUGAUUCACCAAAAUAAUCAUGUUAGGGAUACAAAUGUUUGCAACAGCAACAACCCACCCUCUGAUUUCAUUGAAGAUCAAGCUCUAAAACAUAAACAUACGAAUUUGAAUUCAGAAAUAACUAACGCUGGAUAUCAAAUUCUACAAAAUCCUCAAUAUUGUGACCUCUGUUGGGUGACAUCAAACUUGAAAGAAGGCCCUUCAGCUAACGUAAGUAAAUCUCAAUGGCAAGACUGGAAAUUCAACCCUUGUGUUCUCCAUCCAACUACCCCUUUGAAUGAUGAUAUUCAUAUUCAGACGGAAGAAAAAUUUGGGAUGGUAAGAGGCUUAGUUGCAAUUGGUUUGUCUGCAAUUAGAGAUGUUUAUACAUCAGUAGAACAAGUGUGCUUCGAUUUUGAAACUGUUCUCACUGCCUUAGUUGAAAAGGUCAAUGCAAAAGUAGCGAAAGGGCUAGACAGGCAAUACUCAGGACUUAUAUCGCAAGUUGCAUCGUUAGAAGAUCAUGUUUAUUGUUGGGCUUACGAACUACAAAGGAAGUUGGAGCAGGAUUCUCUUAAGAUGGGAAUGCCAAAACAUGGCACUUUUGCAAAAAUUGAUACCUCCAGUCUCCCUACCACUAGUACGUGCUCCAUCAAUUGUUGUCGGGAUUGUCUCAACAUUCUUCAUAUUGUGGCAAAGGAGAUUGUUAGGCAUGAAUUUGGAUCAAAGAGAUUUGAUUGGUCAAACAGAAAGUAUACAUGA